Molecule: messenger RNA, 2664 nt
Organism: Erigeron canadensis
Lineage: Eukaryota; Viridiplantae; Streptophyta; Magnoliopsida; Asterales; Asteraceae
Exons: 5
Coding region: 144-2231 (695 amino acids)
Source: RefSeq, a predicted model, not a curated record
CAUCUCAUUAUUAUUAAGAUUUCUUCACAAUAAUCCAAAAGGAUCAAUCCAGUAUAAUCCUUUUUCAUUCAUUCCCUCAUUUUCCCAAUUCUAUAAUAAUAUACAACAAAGUUUUAUAAAACGUACGUACAAUACUAAUACUAAUGGAGUUUUUCAAUAAGGCCAAAGUUGUAAGACUUAAGAGCCACCUUAACAAGUUUUUGGUGGCAGAUGAGGAUGAACAAACCGUACGACAAAGUAGAAAUGGCUCAUCGGUUCGAGCCAGAUGGACCGUAGAAACGGUGGAAGGCAAGAGCCAUAGCAUUCGUCUUAGAAGCUGUUCCUCAGGGAAAUAUCUAACUCCUUCAAUGGAGCCAUUUUUGACUGGGAUGACUGGAAAGAAAGUUGUGUUAGAUAUCCAAGCCAAUAAGAGAGAUACAUCUGUCGAAUGGGAGCCGAUCAAGGAAGGCGAGUUCGUCAAGUUGAGGACCAAAGGCGGAAAGUUUUUGAGGGGUAAUGGGGGCACGCCCCCUUGGCGAAAUUCUGUUACUUAUGACUUGCCUGUACGGACCGCGACGCAGGAUUGGGUGUUGUGGGUUGUUGAGGUGGUCGAUUUGGAGUCGUUGGAGAGUAAUUUGUCGACGAUGUCGAGUUUUUCGUCCGUGCCCGAUGUUGACCGGGUUCCGGGUGAAGGUCCGAGGGGCUCGGUUUCGUGUAAUGGGUCACCACUCGCAAGCGGUAGACUACAGAGCGGUAUGGAGUUUUUUCAUAGAGCAAAAAUGGUUAGACUACAGAGUCAGCAUAACAAGUACAUGGUAGCCGAUGACGAUGAAGAAACGGUUAGGCAAAGCCAUAACGCGUCAUCUUCGAGAGCCCGUUGGACCGUUGAGUAUGUGGAAGGAAAUCCGAAUGUUAUAAGGCUAAAGAGUUGUCAUGGGUUAUACCUUAGCGCGACAAACGAGUCUUUUCUACUUGGUUUGACUGGAAAAAAGGUACAACAAUAUUCGGCUCAAAGGAAACCAGACCAUACUACGGAAUGGGAACCUAUAAAGGAAAGCACGCUCUAUGUUAAGCUUCGUACGAGGGAUGGAAAGUUCUUGAGGGCAAAUAGCGGUCCUCCACCUUAUAAGAACUCGAUCACACACGAUAUACCUCAUCGAACUGCCACACAAGAUUGGGUUUUGUGGGGGGUUGAUGUUGUUGAUAUUUCGUUGUCUGAUACAGAUUCUGUAAUGAGUUCGGUAUCUAGUUUUUCGUCUGUGGUGGAGGACUACUCGGGGUCACCAGAAAUCGAGACCCCGAGAAGAAGUUUGCUAUCACAAAACAGUGGAUCAUCUUUGCCAGUUGCGGUCUCUAGCUCUUUCAAAGAUAAAGCAGCAAAACUGAGCAGCGGAAUGGACUUCUUCAGAAAAGCAAAAACCAUUAGGCUUAAAAGCCACCACAACAAGUAUCUACUAUCCACAAAAGAUGGUGAAAAUGUGUUGCAAGACCGUAACGCGACAACAAAACAAUCCAUUUGGACAAUUGAGUUUGUUACCGGUUUUGAUAAUGUCGUUAGAUUAAAAUCCAUGGAUGGGAAGUACCUCACAGCAUCUGAAGAUCAAACAAUGCUGGGUACUGGUCGUAAAGUUGUCCUAACUUCGCCACAAAAACUAAAUUCAUCGCUAGACUGGGAACCUAUACGUGAUGGGUUCCAUGUUUUAUUGAAAACACGUUAUGGGAAUUAUUUACGGGCUAAUAGUGGGUUACCUCCUUGGAGAAACUCGGUUACUCAUGAUAUACCUUAUACACAUCAUGAUUGGAUAUUGUGGGAUAUUGAAACUGUUGAAGCCAGAAUAGAGGAAAAGGAGCCACAACCUGAAUUGGUUGAUUCGGAUUUGGAUUCUGAUUUUGACUCGUUUUCUCUUAGGACACCUAAGUCGGGUUCUGCUGAGGUUGGUGGUUUUUGGGAGAGUAAUAAUAAUAAGGCUGUAAAGAGUGAAGGGAGGAUGGUGUACUAUACAGUGGUUGACGAUGAUGGGAAUUCUGGGGAUGAUGCUUAUGCAGAAAUGUCAUUGGUAUUCAAGGGGAAUGGGUUAGCGGAUUUGACUGGAAUUUUGAAAGAACAAACAGGGUUAGAUGAUAUAGUUAUUUGCUCAAGGAACCCACUGAAUGGCAAGCUUUUCCCUUUGCGGUUAGCAUUGCCACCAAACCACACGGUCAUGCACGUUGUUGUAGUUCCUUCUACUUCCAAAGUUGCAUUAGGAUUUUAGCCGGUCUCAACAUGAAAAAAGCAGACUGCAGAUGUUAUGUACAAAGCUUUAUGGAACCUGGUUGGACACACUUAUUCAAGUGAUCAUGCAUUAGAAGUUACCAAAGAGUUUGAAUAAUGAUGAUGAAGCAAACCCAUUGUACUGCUAUCGUGGGAUUAUAUUUAAGCCCGAUGGCUUUCUGUGGUGUAUUUCUCAUGAUUUGUGGCUAGAUAUCAGGCUUUUUUACUACCAAAACGAUUAGCGUUUAUUUUGUUUUUGUUUUGGUUCAAGCUUACUGUAUGCUAUCUGUGGACUUGAACAUAUUACUGUAAUUAGCAGAGUUACAUUAUGCAUAUUCUAUUUAUUGAUUUUAUUUGAUUCUAGAAGCAACUUCCAUUUGGAUGCCUUCCAAAUAUGUAAUCCUAUGGUUUGUAUAGUUAUGAUUCAAAUGUUA